AUGAUGGAAUCUAUCUCUGGAUUUACGAAUUGGACAGAGGGCUUUGGUGGAGGCAGCACCACAGACUGGGAAAAUCUGAGUUCUGCUACCCCGGGAGCUCUGGAGGCAGCGGGAAUCUCAAGAAGUGAGUGGAUGCAACUCAUGGCCCAGGAAGGGAACCUCUCUUCAGCCUUGCCUUCGCUGGAUUUACUCGGAGGUGUAUUAUCCACUACCUCCCCAGGGCCUUUGCAACCAACUGCAAACCUCACCAACCAGUUCGUACAGCCGUCCUGGCGUAUCACGUUAUGGUCCCUUGCCUAUGGCAUGGUAGUGACUGUGGCUGUCUUUGGGAACCUUAUAGUAAUUUGGAUCAUCCUGGCCCACAAACGCAUGCGAACGGUAACCAACUACUUUCUGGUAAAUCUGGCUUUCUCAGACGCCUCCAUGGCUGCCUUUAACACCUUGGUCAAUUUCAUCUACGCUCUGCACAACGAAUGGUAUUUCGGAGCUAAUUAUUGUCGUUUUCACAACUUUUUCCCGAUAACUGCAGUUUUCGCCAGCAUCUAUUCCAUGACUGCCAUUGCGGUGGACAGGUACAUGGCCAUUAUACAUCCUCUGAAACCCAGACUAUCUGCAACUGCUACUAAAGUCAUCAUUGGAAGUAUUUGGAUUCUGGCUUUCCUUCUUGCCUUUCCCCAGUGUCUUUACUCCAAAACCAAAGUGAUGCCUGGUCGAACACUUUGCUAUGUACAAUGGCCAAAAGGUCCAAAACAGAAUUUUACGUACCAUAUUGUUGUGACUGUACUGGUGUAUUGCUUUCCAUUACUCGUCAUGGGCAUCACCUAUACCAUUGUUGGAACUACCCUUUGGGGAGGAGAGAUCCCAGGUGAUACAUCAGACAGGUACCAUGAGCAGCUCAAAGCCAAAAGAAAGGUGGUAAAAAUGAUGAUUAUUGUUGUGGUGACAUUUGCCAUCUGCUGGCUGCCCUAUCAUAUAUACUUCAUUAUUACUGGAAUAUACCAACACUUGAAUCGAUGGAAAUACAUCCAGCAAAUCUACUUGGCUAUCUUUUGGCUAGCCAUGAGUUCUACCAUGUACAAUCCAAUUAUCUACUACUGUCUCAAUAAGAGAUUCCGAGCUGGUUUUAAGAGGGCCUUUCAUUGGUGUCCUUUCAUUGAAGUAUCCUCUUAUGAUGAGCUAGAGCUCAAUGUCACCAGAUUUCACCCUACCAGACAAAGCAGCCUGUACACUGUGACCAGGAUGGAGUCCAUGAAUGUAGUAUUUAACCCCAAUGAUGACCCCAAUUCUAAAUCCACACGAAAGAAGAAGGAAGCUUCAAGAGACACCAGCUUCGAUGGAGGUUCAAACAGGAAUUCCAAAUCAGCUUCUACCACCUCUAGUUUCAUCACCUCCCCUUAUAUGUCUGCAGAUGAAUAUUUUUAAAACCCUUAAGAUAUUAGUAAUGAUUCCAUAAAAGGCAGAAUUAUAGUAAAAAAAAAAAAGGUCAUGUGUAUUAGACCCAUAUAUUUCUUCAAUCCCAGCAACAAAAAAGUGUCUGUGGGCAAUCAUGCUUUGGUGCAUGAUCAUAUAUGAUUCCAUAUCAGUAUUGCCUGUGAGGAAAAGGUUGAACUAAUUUUUUUGUACAUAUAACAGGUUUCAAACAGCAAUCUUUAUCUCACAUACAGGAACAUCACUUAAUCUGUUUAAAAUACCUUGUGCAAAGUUAAAGUAUUGCUACAUGUCCCUAACAUGACAUGAUUCUGUUGGUUUUUUGACUCUCCUAAAGCUUAAAGCAAAAAGGUUUAAAAAUUAUCAUAGCAGAAUAGGAAUGAAAGUUGUUCAAAUUCAGCUUAUAAGUGGUGAAGUUAAAUGAACUAGAAGGCCUCCAGAAGUCAUCAUAGUUAUUGCACAGACAACUCAAGGGAAUUAAAUGUCUUGUCUAAGUCACACAGAUAGCAAUCAUCAGGGGCAGAAUUCAAACCCAGACCUUCCAACUCCAAAUUACUCUUUUUUUGUGUAUACUGCAAUGGGUUCUCUGUAGAUUGGAUGCUUCUACAACUCAUUUUUUAAAUCCCCAAAGUACUUUGCCUCUACAACAACUCUUUGAAGUAGACAGGACAAAAAAAAUGAUCAUCUCUUUUUUUCUAAAUGAGAAAGUAAUGGCUCAGAAUGGUUAAAUAGUCGCCAUAGUUGCUAUCUUAACUAUGACCCAAAUCCAAUCUUUUCAUCCUAAAUUAGAGAUGUCAAGGUCAAAUAAGAACG
Messenger RNA from Antechinus flavipes (yellow-footed antechinus), 2241 nucleotides. It is a transcript of the gene TACR3, whose product is annotated as tachykinin receptor 3. Gene Ontology annotation, biological process: positive regulation of flagellated sperm motility; G protein-coupled receptor signaling pathway. Bases 1 to 1422 code for a protein of 473 amino acids. The record is from RefSeq and is a predicted model, not a curated record. Lineage: Eukaryota; Metazoa; Chordata; Mammalia; Dasyuromorphia; Dasyuridae. Gene Ontology annotation, cellular component: plasma membrane; sperm midpiece. The transcript has 5 exons. Gene Ontology annotation, molecular function: tachykinin receptor activity.